This is a messenger RNA of Puccinia graminis f. sp. tritici CRL 75-36-700-3, 279 nucleotides long. RefSeq lists its product as uncharacterized. The coding region runs from base 1 to 279 and encodes 92 amino acids. The transcript is spliced from 3 exons. The record is from RefSeq and is a predicted model, not a curated record. NCBI's taxonomy places the organism in Eukaryota, Fungi, Basidiomycota, Pucciniomycetes, Pucciniales, Pucciniaceae.
AUGGAUGAACUGUCAGAUGGGGUUAAGGAUGCGAUUUCCCAUUGUAAUGGCAUGGAAGGCGGCUUCGCCACUCUACAAUCCAUGGACUCCUCCAGGUUGGACCCUGGCUGCUCAACGGUUUCAGAGAAAGCUUAUAAAGAAAUGGACUUGCUCUCAAAACUUGAGAGUCGCCCCUGCAACUCUCAACCUAGCAAUGAUACACCAUAUAUCAGUUGCUUUCUGAAAGUUACAUCCGAAUCCAAUCACGGAAAAGAACUCAAGAAGAAGGCCUAUACAUGA